Messenger RNA from Acanthoscelides obtectus, 204 nucleotides. The record is from the annotation of a GenBank genome assembly. NCBI's taxonomy places the organism in Eukaryota, Metazoa, Arthropoda, Insecta, Coleoptera, Chrysomelidae.
AUGAAGGUUCUGCGAGAGAACGGAUUUCGAGCUACAGCUUCCAUAAGGGACAACAGAUUGAAAAAGUGCACUGUAGACUCGGCGAGAACUAUGGCCAAAUAUGAUCGAGAUGUGAACAUCAACAGCAGAUAUGAAGAGGCAGUGGAUAUCAAUAGAAGAAUAAAUAAGGGUCGUAGAAGCGCAGGCCUACUUCAAGAAUGCUGA